GCUGGGCCAGUUCACAAAUAUGCCCUCAACCAGAAUGCUGUACUUACUGUGGGAAGCACUUCUGAGAGUGGGAGAGUGAGAGUGGGAGUGAGAGAGAGAGAGAGAGAAGAGAGAGAUACAGUGAAGGAGGGUGUGAGCAAUCAAGAGAGAAUGAGGAGGAGGAGGGGUGUAGUGGAAUGAAGAGGAGGAAAAGGGAGCCCUAUGGCUUACCAGUCUGUACACUUUACAGUGUCUUGUUUUUCUUUUAGUUAAAUUUUUCCACAAUAUUGCAGGUCUACCAGACACAAGAAGUGGGAGUUCGGCUUGAUAAAAUAUACCGGCCCAGAGCCACAUGCCUGAGAAGAAAGAAUUGGCAAUAAAGAAAAAGUAAAUAGAAUAGGACAUUUUAUUUGAACGGGUUAUUUUCUGAUAUUCAAAUCCUGACACAAUCCAAUUUUCAAGAAAACAGAACAGUAUUUCUACUGCCCAAUGUCUUUCUAAACAAAAAGGCUUGCAUUUGUCCCAGAAAGCAGAGAAUCAGGUUAAUUGUUGUAGCUCUGCUCUUCCCUGUGUCUACCCCAUGAUAACAGAGUUCUAAAGUCCUUCCAGCACAAUGUGGCUUCAAAGUGGAAAAAAGAGAGUUAACCUGGAUAUGGCAAAGACAAGAUAGACAAGAACCUAAUGUAAAGAAAAACAAAAAGCAUAUGGAUUGACUGUGUGAUGACAGAGGGAUGGAAACAGAAGGUUUUAUUUCCCUUCCUAUUGCUGCUUUCGUCUUAUUGAUUUGAAAACUUUGGAGGGAGGUGCUGUUCUUCUAGAAGUGAUUUGAGGCCCAGGAGACGGAACUAUCUGGAGAAUGUAAAUGCUCUCAGUCUGGGGAGAUAAGAAACUCUUUUAACAGAUUGGCAACUCUCUUGAAUUCUUCACAAACAGCACAGCACCACCACCACUUUGCAAUAGGGAGACAUUUUUGGUAAUUUGGUUUAAAUGAGCAGUCUCAGCAGGUUCUUACAGUAAAUAUCCUUCACGAGGAGGUCAAGACGUGAGAUUUACAAUCAACAUCAUUUUUUACAUUUAUAUAAUUAUUUAUAUAGUGAACACUAGUUGCCCAAAGUGAUUCACAAGUGUAUUAUGGCAAAAGACUCCAAGUGACAAACAGCAGAACAGUAUAUUAACAGUACAGAUAUUUAGUGCAAACCUGAUUAGCCACCAGAAACAUGAAUGAAGUGAGAUAUGGAUUCCACAAGUAGAUAAGAAUGAGUAGAACUCUGGUACUAAUCAAUACCUCAAUAACGCAUCAGGUCUUACUUGAUAGGAAUAAGCUUUCUUCCCUUUCUCCUGACAUUUAAAAUAAUGUGGAAGUAGAAAAAAGAAUUUGAUCAAUUUUUGUUUUGCCUGCGUCAGUCACAGACAAAAUAACAGUAGUAACCCCUUGACUGGGCAGGCAUAGGUGGAUGCUAUGGCAACCACUGCGCAACUACUCAUGUAUUUACUAUACUUUAGAACCACCAAAUUUGGCUUUUGACCUCAUGAGAAUUCUAGGACAUAGGAGACUCCCACCUUUUCCCCAAAGGUUUGCUGCGACCCCCAACCCCAACAUGUUUCCGGACUUUCCUGACGUCCACACUGGGUGGCGUGUAUUAGCCAAUGACGUGAUCGCUGGCCCGGCGGGAAUACUGCCCCAUGGGACCUGCGUCCCUGCGUUCUUCUCUGGGGUCAGAGGUCACUUCACCCUGGGAGUGUUUUAUCAGCAGAAGGGGCUGGUGGGGAGGAAGGGUUUUUUUUUGGUGCCUGGUUCCAUAGAAGCUCAGUUGUCGAAAGCAGUCCUUUGGGUUGGAGUGGAGCUAAGGAGAGAUGAUAUAAGAAGAAGAAGGGAGAGCCCAGUCUUUCAGAGGUUCAGGAACAACAAGAUUCACAACAGUGGCAGUGCAGAGACAGUUCUGUAUCAGUUACAUCACUGUCAGGGGCCUGACCAUGCACUGCAGGGGACUAAUUGUGCUGACCAUGGCUAUGACCACCAUCCAGGCAUUAAGAAGGAUCACAUUAAAGAAGAUGCCCUCCAUCAGAGAGAAUCUUUAUGAAAUGGGUGUGUCUCCUGGCCAGGUCCUUGCACAGAUAUCACCGAAAACUGGCGAAAGCCCCGCCCCCAUCAAUGGGAUAGCCCCCACACAACUGACCAACUACCUGGAUACGCAAUAUUUUGGUGAAAUCAGCAUUGGGUCCCCGCCACAAGUGUUCAACGUGGUGUUUGAUACGGGAUCUGCCAAUCUUUGGGUUCCCUCCUAUGACUGCUCCCCACUUUACACAGCCUGCUUUACCCACAAUAGAUAUGAUUCCUCGAAAUCCCAAACACAUGUUCCGAAUGGCACAGGAUUCUCCAUCCAGUAUGCAGCCGGAAAUGUCAGAGGAUUCCUGAGUGAAGAUAUAGUUGUGGUGGGUGGGAUUCCUGUGGUGCAGGUGUUUGCGGAAGCGACAGCCUUACCAGCAAUACCCUUCAUUUUCGCUAAAUUUGAUGGGGUGCUGGGCAUGGGGUACCCUGACGCAGCUAUCGACGGGAUCACCCCUGUGUUUGACCGCAUUAUGUCCCAACACAUCCUGAAGGAGAAGGUCUUCUCGGUGUAUUAUAGCAGGGACCCAAAACAUAUUCCAGGAGGAGAAAUCGUUCUGGGAGGGUCUGAUUCAAACUACUACACAGGAUCCUUCAACUAUGUGGGCACCAGUGCCAGUGGCAAAUGGGAUGUCACCAUGAAAGGGGUCUCAGUGGGGACAGAGACACUCUUCUGUGUAGACAGUUGCACGGCUGUGAUUGACACUGGCUCAUCCUACAUCACAGGCCCUGCCUCCUCUGUGUCGAUCUUAAUGAGGGCCAUAGGGGCCACAGAGCUGGCUGAAGGAGAGUACACGGUGAACUGCGAUCAGGUGAAAUCCUUGCCCAACAUCUCCUUUCGUCUCGGGGAUCAAGAGUACCCGCUGAACGAGGAGGACUACAUCCUUUGGCAGUCGCAGUUUGGAGAGGACAUCUGCACCGUGGCUUUCAAGGGCCUGGAUGUGCCGCCACCUACUGGUCCUCUCUGGAUUCUUGGCGCCAAUUUUAUUGCCCGCUACUAUACAGAGUUUGAUCGCGGCAACAACCGUAUAGGGUUUGCCAGGGCCGUUUGACCCUCGACCUCGUCCUCUCCCCCACCUGCUUCAGUUUUCUUACUGCUUCUCUGCCAUUUCAUCCAAAUAUUUUCCCAUGAGAACCCAAAGCAAUAUGACACACCCCAGAACCAGACCUACAUGGACCCCAAAAUCAAAGCGUAAUAAGUUAUUUAAAGUCACAUAUUAAAUAUGUAUAUAUUUUCCAAUUCUUUGUUAUUAUUUUGAAGAGACAUGUAGUGCAACACAUUGAAAGCAAUUUCAGUCUCAUUCUAGAAUGUAUCUUGUGUAUAUCCAAUGGUGUUGGAUCACCUGCCUCCCCCUGAAAGCGAGAGUUAAAUAAAAAAAUUAAUUGAGAUGAUUGACAUAUUUCUGCUCACCAGUGAUAAUUUUACACUGCCUAUGCUUCACAUUAAUUUGAGAUCAAGGUUUUUUUUUAUAUUUGUACACAUUUUGUAUACACACAGAGCUUUUCAGGAUUUAAGCAUACCCUGUAUAAAACUGCAUUAUGUAUAAUGAUUUAAUUGCCCUUUUUGGUAUGGAGAGAUGGAAAAUAAACAGAA
This is a messenger RNA of Anguilla rostrata (American eel), 3680 nucleotides long. It is a transcript of the gene ren, whose product is annotated as renin. Gene Ontology annotation, biological process: angiotensin maturation. The coding region runs from base 1954 to 3138 and encodes 394 amino acids. The record is from RefSeq and is a predicted model, not a curated record. The transcript has 9 exons. Gene Ontology annotation, molecular function: aspartic-type endopeptidase activity. NCBI's taxonomy places the organism in Eukaryota, Metazoa, Chordata, Actinopteri, Anguilliformes, Anguillidae.